Molecule: messenger RNA, 1047 nt
Organism: Cryptotermes secundus
Lineage: Eukaryota; Metazoa; Arthropoda; Insecta; Blattodea; Kalotermitidae
Product: epidermal growth factor receptor-like
Exons: 2
Source: RefSeq, a predicted model, not a curated record
AGGCGAACCUGUUCUCAAAUGCCUGCAGCAAGGCUGUAUGUUGGAGUUGACCAGUGGGUAUUCUACUUGCUUGCAGAGUGGAGCUGUUGUCGCUUCUCUGCGUCGCCCCUAGCCGUGGGUCACCGUCGUCAUGGGGCAGAACCACCUGAGGAUUUGUUCAUAGCAUCUUGGGAAACUGCUUGCCGUGGUGUACUGCUUGGACAGAACCCACUGACCAACAAGACCAAGACGAAGGUUCGAACCAGCAGCCUAUAGGAUGGCUAGAGAAGGACCCGAGCUUUGUCACCGUUAUCAGCUACCACGUCAUCAGGGUUGUUGGUCCGCUCCCAGGAACGCGACCGUCCAACCCUCCUCAGCGCGGUCCGACCAUGACCAUGCCGUGGAGUCGAACACACGGUCAGGCGACUGCUUGAGGAGAAUCAGUUCAUCAGCAACAUGUGUAAUCGUGGCCAUGUGACUUGGUUUGAGAACGAGCUCUUAGCUGCAUGGUUUUAAUGUUCGUGCAUGAGUUGUUUUUAUUUAAUUACGUAGCAUUGCUGAUUGCUUGAUGCUUGUGUGCUGUGUGACGGACAGACUAACGCGGUUGUCAAGUUGUGGCGACAAUGACUGCAGCAAUCCGCAACAAUUGGCUGGUGCUCAUCUUGUCCACCGUAGCGCUGGCAUCCACUAUAAUUCUUGCAGACAAAUCUUCAGAGUUCGUCAAGGGGAAAAUCUGCAUCGGGACAAACGGGCGGAUGUCAGUUCCAUCGAACCGGGAGCACCACUACAGGAAUCUCAGGGACCGGUACACCAACUGCACAUAUGUGGACGGCAACCUGGAACUCACGUGGCUUAAAGACGAGAACCAGGACCUGAGCUUCCUGCAGUACAUCCGCGAGGUCACAGGCUACGUGCUCAUCUCGCACGUGGACGUGCCCCGAAUCGUGCUGCCCCGCCUGCAGAUCAUCAGGGGCCGGACCCUCUUCAAACUGAACAUCUAUGAUAAGGACUUCGCCCUUCUCGUGACACUCUCUAAGAUGAACAACCUCGAGAUGCCAGCGCUAAGAG